GUGCCCGGUGGCUAGGGGAGCGGAGCUGAGAGGAUUGGGCAGGGGCGCCUGGAGCCGGGAGGUGGCGGGCCGCGCUGAGGGGACCGCGGGGAGCUCGGGCCGCGCGUCCCGGGGCUGGCACGAGCCUGCGGCGGGGCUGCCCUCGGCCGGGCCUGGGCGGGGAUUCCGGGGCCCGCCCGGCAGGGACGCGCGGCCCCGAGGGCCGAGGUUCGGGGCUCCGGUGCGCGCCCCUCACCCGGGCCGGGAGCAUCGCCCGCUCCGCGCCGGGGCCGGGUCGGGUUCGCGGGCUUCGCUGGCCGGGCGACGGCGGAGCGGGGCCCGGACGGGAACAGUCCGGGUUUGCUCGAAAACGAUGUGUUUUUGGGGGAUGGCGCUUCCUAGCUAGCGCUUGCCCCAGUUGAAAGCGUACGGAAGGGCUUCUGAGCACUGCCUUUGGGAUUUUCUGGUCCGAAGAGACACACAGAUUGCAGCCGAGUUCGUGGCUCAGAUGCUCAGAUUUGUAUAUGUCGUGGCAUUUCUGAUGCUUGAUGUCAGAGGUGAUAAAUGACCGUGGUAAUGGGGAGCCCCUGCAGCACCUGCUGGACUGACGGUGCUGGAGGCUGUGUCUGGGGGUGGGACCGGGAAAUGAAACGUGACCGAGAUCCUGUUUGGAUAUUCUGCUGAAGUUAUCAUGUUUCUGUUCAAGUAUACCAGUUCUGGAACAAGUUGAUAAAUCCAGUUUUGAGACUUUGUUGAUAGAAGAGAUUUGGGUGGCAAAUAGACCUGGGAUGACCCUUUUUGGCCAAGAAUGUUUGGGGUAGCCCAAGUAUCUUCUUCUUUCCCAUAUGGCAUGUUCAUCUUCUUCGCUGUCACAAAUGCCCUAGGAUCAGAAUGAUCCUGGAAUAAGAAGCUGAGAUAGCACAGGCCUGAGCCCCAGAUUGAGAUGUUUUCAAGUGAACAAAUGUGUAGCUAGGAAAAGAAUGUUUUUAUGAGCAGGGUUGGUAACUUUCGAGAACUUGCUCUUUGAUUGAACACCAUCAGUUGAUAAGGAGAUUUUUUUUUGUAAUGUCUUACGUAUCAAGGAUGGCGGGUCAGGAUAACCAUAGAUGCCAUUGCUAAGUUUUGUGAUAUAAAUAUUCAUAAAUCAUAUUUUAACCAAAGCAUUUACCACAUAAAGGAGUCCUAGGUGAAUGCUGUGACUCCCUCGUGUGUUUUGGAUUUUGAUAUUUGAGGGCUAUUUAAAAUGAAGUUCACGUAUGUAUUUGCAUUCAGCUUUACCUUGGAGAUAAUCCUGAGUCAUGCUUUAGAGAAGUUCCUUCUCAGAUCAGACACUCAGAUGUCUGUGGUCUCUGUAAACGUUGGACUCUGCCCUUUACCUGUACUGUACUUGUCUGGAACUCUGGGGAAAUGUGGACUUGAGGACACUGGAGGCAUAUUAAGAGGCCAUCACCACCCUUUUGCCCUCUCUGCAUGCCUGUGCUCUAAAUUACUUUGCUCACAUUCUCAAAUUUCUCUCUUUCUCAUAGAAAUUUUGUUGAUCCUACUGCCACAAGUGAAAAUACUUUCACAUUUGUAUAAUACUUGUUUUAUAUUCAUGAUCUUGUUUAUUUUAUCCAUUUCCUCAAGGAGGAAGCUGGGCAUAUGAGUGAUUUACUCAGGGUCUCAUAACAGUAAUGAAGCAGAAUUGGGGCUCUGGUCCUUCCUUCCCGGUAGUCAGUUUUCUUUCCUUUGCACUUGCCUGCAUGUGACUUCAGAACCCUACUCCUGGAUUGUUGCCCUAUAGGCCAGUUUUUACUUUCAUGUAGUGUUGAAAUGGUCUAAUUAGUUUUGAGGGAGGUGAUAUUAUCUCAUGAGGGUAAGAUGAAUUUUAUGAUUUUGUGACUCUGUGACAGUUCUUUAGCAAUAAGGUCACUUUUCAAUCUAGAGCUCUUCUGUUCUAGACCACAUGGUUGAGAGAGGAGAAAAGAAUUAAGAAAAGAUCCAUUUCUGUAUUGGUUGAGUUAGGGCUAAUCUAACAUUAUAAGCGCAUUAUCCUUGUAUGCCUGGCUACUUGUGCUGACUUGUAUGUGGAUGUUAACCCAAAAGACUCCUUUAGAUGUCGCUGAACUAGUUACUAUAAAAAGUAUUUCACUUUCAAACUCCCACGUUUCAAGAACAGAAACUCAGUACAAAGGCAAUUUUGAAGUUUUCCUGGAAGCUGGGCUCCUGAAAACGCAGCACUGGAGCAGAUGGAUAAUGGAGACUGGGGCUAUAUGAUGACUGACCCAGUCACGUUAAAUGUAGGUGGACACUUGUACACGACGUCUCUCACCACGUUGACGCGUUAUCCAGAUUCCAUGCUUGGAGCUAUGUUUGGGGGGGACUUCCCCACAGCUCGAGACCCUCAAGGCAAUUACUUCAUUGAUCGAGAUGGACCUCUUUUCCGAUAUGUCCUCAACUUCUUAAGAACUUCAGAAUUGACCUUACCCCUGGAUUUUAAGGAAUUUGAUCUGCUUCGGAAAGAAGCAGAUUUUUACCAGAUCGAGCCCUUGAUUCAAUGUCUCAACGACCCAAAGCCUUUGUAUCCUAUGGAUACUUUUGAAGAGGUUGUGGAGCUCUCUAGUACCCGGAAGCUUUCUAAGUACUCCAAUCCAGUGGCUGUUAUCAUAACUCAAUUAACCAUCACCACCAAGGUCCAUUCCUUACUAGAAGGCAUCUCAAAUUAUUUUACCAAGUGGAAUAAGCACAUGAUGGACACCAGAGACUGCCAGGUUUCUUUUACUUUUGGACCCUGUGAUUAUCACCAGGAAGUUUCUCUGCGGGUCCACCUCAUGGAAUACAUUACAAAACAAGGUUUCACGAUCCGCAACACUCGCGUGCAUCACAUGAGUGAGCGGGCCAAUGAGAACACAGUGGAGCACAACUGGACUUUCUGUAGACUGGCCCGGAAGACGGAUGACUGAUCUCCAGCGCUGGGAGAAGUUCCUGGAAACUGACUCUCCAGAAAAUG
Messenger RNA from Sciurus carolinensis (gray squirrel), 2968 nucleotides. RefSeq names its product potassium channel tetramerization domain containing 6 (gene Kctd6). Gene Ontology annotation, molecular function: cullin family protein binding. Lineage: Eukaryota; Metazoa; Chordata; Mammalia; Rodentia; Sciuridae. The record is from RefSeq and is a predicted model, not a curated record. Gene Ontology annotation, biological process: protein homooligomerization; ubiquitin-dependent protein catabolic process. The transcript is spliced from 3 exons. The coding region runs from base 2208 to 2921 and encodes 237 amino acids.